Molecule: messenger RNA, 4102 nt
Organism: Astyanax mexicanus (Mexican tetra)
Lineage: Eukaryota; Metazoa; Chordata; Actinopteri; Characiformes; Acestrorhamphidae
Gene: traf3ip2l
Product: TRAF3 interacting protein 2-like
Exons: 10
Coding region: 538-1806 (422 amino acids)
Biological process (GO): positive regulation of canonical NF-kappaB signal transduction; humoral immune response
Source: RefSeq, a predicted model, not a curated record
AGUACCGGUAGUUCCGUUUACAGUCCACACACAGUCCUGAACUGUAACUGAGCUUUAGGGGAUUUGUUUGGUGAGAACUGUAGGCGGGCCGACCUACUGAGUGCGCUUACUGUAAGUACACAGGGCUGAGACUUGGGUAGAGCCGCUGCUGCUGCGCACCUGUGAAGAUUAGCUUACUUUAGCAGCCAAAAAGCUUGACGUGAGUCCUCGGUUUUAGUCAAUGUUCAGUUCAAUUUUACCUACCAGUGUUGGAAACGCAUAAACAGUAGAUUAAAGGAGUGUAGCUGGGUGUACUGAGGAGCUGUGAGGUCCAUGUACCUCCUGGGGUCUCAAGAUGGCAUCAACACUUUUGUAACUGACAGAAUGAUGCUGCAGAAUCUGCACUGCUCACCCACGCCGUCACACUGGUCCCCAGGGCCCUGGCUGAAGUGAACGUAGUUUUUUCAUCUGCAUUGAUUGAUUGUGCUCACAGCAGUUUUCUUGUCCAUCCUAAAGAACAUUUGUCUGUCAGCUGUAAUUUUCAGUCACUCAAACACUAUGAGUAAACUCAAUCCUGAGGACGCCCUUCCAGACUCAGACUCUCUUCCUGAAGCCAGCAGUGUCAGACCUCAGGCUGACCCCAAGCCUUUACCUGCUGACCCCUUGUUGCCUAGCAACGAGACCCUUCAAAGCAGAUCAUCUUCUUUUUCUGACUUCAGCAGCAGCAGCUGCACCAGUAGCAUGGCCAGCGACAACCGCUCCAGCUACAGUCCCUAUCAGCCUCCCUUGGGUCUCCCAGCUGGUUACAGCCCCAAGACUCCCUUCCCCAGCCAGGCAGAUGGUUGUUUCAGUACGCUGGAGCCCCACAAAGAGGACUGGCUCAACCCAAGUUCAUAUAACAGUGUGUUUAGGGGAUUCUCCAACGGCAGCCGUCCGUCCUGCAUGGUAUCUGGGGACUUCAGUGUUUUUCAGGGCGAAUCCUAUGGGUCCCAUUUUUUGCCGGACGGACACAGUCCAGGUGGGAGCAGUUUGGAACAGCCCCACUCACUUCACUCCAUUCCUACUGCAUUAGCCCAGCACAGUUACUACCCACCUCCGUGCCCAUGCCCUUCAUAUAGACAGGAAUGCUGUGGGCAGGGCCCACUGGACACAUACUGGGAAAAUCACAGGCUCCAUCAGGCGGUGCAGUAUCACGUGCCAGGUUCAUCUUCAUGUCCUAGGAGAAUCAAACAGUCAGACCGAGAGCUCAUUCACAGCAGGCACCCGUCUGUUCAGCCUCAGAAAACGAGUGUUCCGAGCACUGCACCCCUCUCUCUGGAACAGCGGAAGGUGUUUGUCACCUAUGAAGCUGACGAUGAAAAACAUGUUAAAGAGGUCAUCAAUUUUGUGGCUUUGCUGAGACACAAUGGCUUCUACACUCACAUUGACAUGUUUGAACAACAGUUCAGAAGUAUAAGUAAAAUUGACUUUAUGGAGAGGUACAUUGCUGAGAAAGACUACCUGAUCAUUAUCAUCAUCAGUCCAAAGUACUAUGAGAUUGUGACAGAUGCUUCAUUAUGCAUGGAAAAUGACGAAACGCUCAAUACUGUUUAUAUCCACAAGCAGUUGCAGAAUGAAUUCAUCCAGAACGGCUGCAAGAAUUUCAGGUUCAUUCCUGUACUGUUUCCUGGUGCCAGGAAAUGCCAUGUUCCCAAAUGGCUCCAGAACACACACAUCUUCUGCUGGCCCAAGGACAGAGAUGACAUCCUGCGUCGGCUCAUGAGACUUGAAAAGUACUACCCACCCCCCAUUGGAGAGCUGCCCGCCAUCGUCUCUAUCCCAAUUUAGUGAGAGUCUCCUCAGUUCUGCAUAUAUAAGUGGCUGAAACAUAAGGCUUUAUGGUGGACUGGCUAUGAAAAGAAAGAAGUGGACUUUGGACCAAUUUGGAGCCUUUUCUCUUUUAAAAUCUGACCUGACCUUACCUGCUGGAGGAUAUAUUCAUGCAGGAGAACUUAAGCUGAAUCAAUCUGAAUGUUUUUGGGGGCUACUUAUUCUUUAUAUCUUCAUAUCUUAAGUGCUUUAUGUAAGUCCUAACAGCACUUGUGUCAAGUUUUUUUGAUGGAAGUGAACAGCAAAAAACUUUUGCUUUUGUUUUUUGUUUUUUUUCUUCUGUGCCCCUUCUUUCCACAUCCUUUCUGAUAACAUCUUUCAGACAGCCAGUCAGACAGAAAAGCAAAGAUAAUCACUGUGGCAGUUAUGGGUUUUAGCUGUUGCUGUAAGUAAGCAGCAUAAGAAGUCAUUUGCAGGAAGACUCAUAGUUUGCUUUUGUAUUGAAAUAGAGAAAACACAUUUAUGUACAGUGGUAUGAAAAAGUUUGGGCACCCCUGAUCAUUUUUAUGAUUUUCCUUUAUAAAUCAUCAUUGGUUGCUCAGCAAUUUGUAAAUAUAUGAUAUAUUUAACUGAAAUUGCUGGUCCGAACAACCAAUGAUUUAUAAAGGAAAAUCAUGAAGAUGAUUAGGGGUGACAAAAUAUUUUUCAUAUUGCUGUACAUGUGAUUUUAACUAAACCAUAAAUUUUUCUGAGAAGAAUCUAAGUAUCAUAGUAUAUGAGUUUUUUAAUUUACCUAAUUUUAUUGUGUUUUCUUUCUGACAUCACACAAGCAAAAUACAAUAAUCAUCAAAAAAAUACUUGCACCCAGAAUGAAGUGUUGGAUUGCAUGCUUUACAUUAGAAAGAUAAAGGUUACCAGGAGCUAAAAAUAUGUUUUUUAUUUUUUAUUAUUACUUAUGUACACAUACAGAAGCCAGAUGUUUCAGCAUGAGUUGUAGAGGUUCCUCAUAGUGUCCAGUGAUAAUGCAUCCCGUGCAGCUUGAAUAUAACUGCAGAUUUUCUGGUAGGGGUGGAGUAUUAAUAGCAUAUUAAAUAGCAUCCCACACAUUUUUUAUCACUGGUGAUGCAGAUAUCCAAGGCGUAGUAUCUCUGCUGUCUCAAGGCAAGCUCUGGAGACAGCAGCAGUAUGCGGGCAAGCAUUGUCCUGUUGAUAUAGUGCAUCAGAGUGUGCAUUCAGGUAGGAUCACUGGUUUCAGGACCUUAUUAACGUAACAUUGGGCUGCCAUUGUGCAUGUACUGAAAACCAAAGGUAAUCUGGCAUUGUACUUAUUGUACCACACUGUCUCCAUAAAGUCAAGCUUUUGUCUUUUUGUCGAGCAUUUAAAUCAUUUAUGUAUUGUUCCUGGUGUUCUUUUAUCUUCAGUAACCUACAAUCCAAAGUAACUUUAGAUGAGUGUAUUUUAAGAACAGGUAAAAAAGAAGAGCAGAUAGAAGAGUAAGUAUAUAUUUGAGCUUUGCCAACCACAUGAACUGAGCUGUCCCUUAUGCAACACACUGUUCUGCCUGCAUUAAUCAUCCGGGAUUGAGUGUCUAAGUGAUUUUCUAUGCUUCAUCUGGUGGGCAGCCAGUAAUUCAUCUGUACAAUGUCAUCAGAUUUUUAUGACCUCACAUAACUCUUUUCUGGUUUCUACAUAAAGACAAGAUUAUAGCAUCUGCAGAUAUUCCCUGAACUGUUUUAGUAAUUUAUAGAAAUGGGAAACUUGCACUCAUCCUGUCAAUGAUAAGAACUCAAGCCCCCCAGGGAUAAUACCUUCAUUAUCAAGUACAUGAACCUCUCAUAUUUCACAUGCCUUCAUUUUUAGCAUAUUCAUACCGUCAUAACUGUACAUACAGCUGUGCAGUUUGUUCUGCUGUACUGUAAUCCAUAUAUCUAGGAUUUUUUGUUUGUAUUAUUGUAUCUUUUUCUGAAUCUGAGCCACCUUUCAAUCUUCAAGCUGAAUGUGACAAAUAAACAAAAUGUAAUGGUAAUGGUGUAGACAAUACCACCUUAAAAACUACAAACCAGCACAAACUAUUUUUUUCACUGAUAAAACCAAAUGUGUUCACUGCAAAACAAUUUUUAUUAUGGAUUAUUAAGUAAAUGUUUUACUUAGGUAAAAGUAUAAAAGCGAAUGCACAAUAUGUACAUUAAGUAAAAAAACACAAAUAUUUCUAUAAAAAGGGUUUUUUGUCCUGUUUUGGCAAAGCAAAAUGACUGGAAACUCCAACCAUUUUAAACCCAUUAAAAAACUUGUAGGCAAUAUUUUAAUGGCAAA